AUCUUCGGAUAGAAUCAUCAAAAGCUUCACCGUCCACUCCCCGAAGGAGCAGAGAAGGGAGAAAGCAAAGCUCAACAAUGGCGUCGGUUUCGAUUCUCUCGUCUUCUUCAUCGGUCCUUUUCUCUUCACGGGGCAGCCCUUCCGCCUCGCUCACCUUCCUCACUGGUUCAAGAAGCAGGAACGCCCCUCCGGCCGUGAGCUUACCGGGCCCCGCGUCGGCCCGCUCUGCUCUGCUCCACUGCUCCUUCUGCCCUAGUUCUUCGUCUUCCCUGUCCUUCCCUUCUUCCUUCUCCGGUUUGUCAUUGGGGUUUGGUUUUAAUUUGGGCACUGGGGCAAGACCCGAGAAACGACGUGGCCUAGUGGUGAGGGCAGGGAAGGCGGCCCUUUGUCAAACAAAGAGGAACCGGUCACGCAAGUCUCUGGCUCGGACUCAUGGAUUCCGAAGAAGAAUGAGAACGACCAGUGGAAGAGCUAUCCUAAAGCGCAGAAGAACCAAGGGCAGAUGGGUCCUCUGCCCCAAGUCCUACCCGAAGAGUGGCAAAGAAGCCUAAGCUUCACUUCAUUUUUUGUAUGUUUUAGAGCACGUUCUUGUAUGCACCAUCAAUCGUAUUUGCUAAUUCAUAGGAUAUGUUUGAACUUUCUCUUGCCUUCUUUCAUUCUGUUUGCCACCAUUUUGCCCUUUACUGGUGAAAAUUAAAUUCGGAGUUGCUCUCAAUGAACAUAGAAUUUGUUAGUUUA
Punica granatum (pomegranate) is the source of this 738-nucleotide messenger RNA. NCBI's taxonomy places the organism in Eukaryota, Viridiplantae, Streptophyta, Magnoliopsida, Myrtales, Lythraceae. The record is from RefSeq and is a predicted model, not a curated record.